AAAGCUCAAAUAAAGCGCCCGCCGUUUUGUUUAGUUGAUCCAGCUGACACGCCAUUGGCUCGGAGAGCCGUCCAAUCGGAGCCACUGUUUAUCCUGGGGCGCGCUGCACGAGCUUAUUGACAUGUAGGUAUUAGACCAAUGGGCGCGACGGCUCCCCCAGUCACCUCCCCCUCUUCUUCUUGAGUGGCACUAGCAGAUUCAGGAAAGAGCCUCUGACUGCUUGUACGGGGCUCGAUUCAGCAGAAGCUCUUACUACUACGGUGCAUCUCCGAACUUCUGCACUGCACACGCACUGCAAUCAGCAGACUAGGAUGUAACCAUUUCCAUGAUUUUAUUCUGCUUCUGCUCUCCUUUGCGUAUUUUUUUGUAUCAUGUUUUUUUAAAGCCAUUUGUUGUUUUGCAAGGAAUAACUUACCAAAAACAUGAUCGGGACAUACUUUUUUGGCCGUCAAAGCCAAAACUGUGCUGAAUGCAAGACCUAAGCGAAACUCUUAACGGGAUUAUAACAUCUGGGCGGCGUUCGGAUAGGUUCUCGUGGAUUCCCGCUCUGGAUUUCGGAUUUAUCGUUUUUUAUCGGGAUGGAAGGCCGGGAUUUCGCUCCUCCGCCGCACCUUCUGGCAGAGCGAGGCGCGCUGGUUCACAGAGCCGCCUCGAGGAUCACUCCUGCCGGGCACACAACAGUGCAGCAUCCCGGUCACUUUCAGCCUGGAAAAUAUUACCCUUCACAUAUACCGAUGCCUCCACAUUCAGGCAGUGGACUGAUAGGGAACUCGUCUGCCUCAUUCAUGGGGACAUUUCUGGCCAGCAGUCUGGGAUCUCCUCCGUCCCACCCCAGCGGACCCCCAUCAUCCCCUUCUUCUCCACCCUAUCGCUCUGGACCUCACUCUACAGCCCCGUCACAGAUCUGGUUCCCCCACUCACAUGAAGCCCCAGGGUAUCCCCGCUUUUCAGGGAGUCUAGCCCCCACCUUCCUGCCCAUGAGCCCCCUGGAUCACCAUGGCAACAGCAGCGUACUUUAUGGACAGCACCGUUUCUAUGACACUCAGAAAGAUUUCUAUCUACGAAGCCUCCCAUCGCAGCCCCACCUUCUCUCUGCAAAUCACAGCCUCCCACCGCUUUCUAGAACUGCUCCUGCCCACCCGCUGGACUCCUGCAGUCGUGAGAGGGAACCUGGAAGCACAGUUUCCCAGAAGAGCUCCAAAGAGACAGGUGUAGCGGAGCGAAGAGUAGGACCCGGAGGAAAAGAAAAAGAAAAGAGUAAACAAGAAUCUAAGCAGGAUCGUCAUCAUGGUCCUCCCACCCUUCAUCACCACCACCAGCAUCAUCCACAGCAUCAUCCCCAAGGCCUAGAAGAUGACUUUCGGCACAAAGAUGACCCCAAGCACCUUAGCUCCUGCCUGCUUAGCACUAAGACGCAGAAUGGCUCUGAUCCAGGGGCGGCCACCAGGGGCUCUUUACCCAGUUGUGUGGGUCCUGGAGCCUCCAGUCUGGGGACUGGCCGGCAGACAAGUGGAGACAGUCACUGUUGCAAGGAAGGGGUCAGUGGAGAAAUGCGAAUUAGCGAGCCAGCCUCAGACUGCCUUCGUCACAGUGCCAUGCUGGGCCAUGCCCACCCAAUGCCCUACUCCAUGCCCCCACCUCUGGGCCUAGGCUCUGCAGUGGGAGGAUCCUGGCUGCAUCCGAAUCAUCCACACCAUCACCAUCCUCAUCAUCCCCAUGCAGAGCUCUUUUGUCCACCUCCCCCUGCUCCACUGACCAUGCCCACUGCUCAGGAAAAGAGCCUUGGCAGAGACUCUGAGGUUACAGGGCCCACCUUUGUGCCCUCUGUGGGGCCACUGGGAGAUAAAAUCAGUGGACCAUUCCAGCUGGGGAACCAUCACUGUCGAGGUGUGGGAGGUGGUAUGAUUGCAGUUGGUGGCAGUGCAGGGAAAGAAACGAAAACUCCUGAGAGGAGUAGCAGUGGAAGUCGAGCAGCUAACCUACUGCCUCAGAAUAGCUGCCAAAGAAAAUCUUCCCAGCAGCAACAUGCAUAUGGUAAAGCAGACAAGAGUCCAGACUGGCCCCCCGGCCCCCAUUUACGCACAAACGAGGUUCAGCACAGUCAGAAUCAGCAUACCCACUCAGCACGUUCAUGUAGCUUGGACAGCAGUGAGGAAUCUGAUGCCUUUCGUCCCUCUCUGCCACAGGGGACGAAGGGUGGCCACCAAGCUAAGAGUAGCAUUUAUGCCAGCACUCCACCUUUCCGGGACUGUUCUCACUCAGGUCCGUCAAACAGGGCAUCGUCCGAAGGUAAAGGAGCCACGGAGGUUGAGUGUACUCAGAAAAGCAGCCAGAGGGUUGCACGAAUACGUCAUCAGCAGCACAGGGCUAGCACUGGUGGACAGGGUCCAGAGAUGGAGCCUAACAGUACCACACAAGACAAGAGGAAAAUGGACAUGGAGUCAGCAUCACAAGGAUACGGCGGGAAUCGGACCGGAACUCAUCCCUCCUGGGAAGUGCGAGGACCCCAGCCUCGGCCAGAUGAAGAACCACACAAGGCUUACAACUCUUUGGGUGCUGCUUCCCAGACUUCACGUGUGGACCAAGGGCCUCUUCCCCCUCUAACAGCCCCGCAGGAGGCCACACUGGGCCCUCAGGGACCUGAAAGCAAUGCCAUGAGGAAUCUGAUGAAGUACAGUAGCCAGCAACCACUGCUGUUCACUCAGAAGAGCCCAUUUGGUGGUCUGGGCUGCCUCAAGCAGGGAGCAGUAGCUGGGGAGAGAAGUGAGAGGAACGAAAGAAGCGACAAAAGUGGAAAUGGUUCGAGCUGUGCUCUCCAGGAGGGAAAGCAGACCCUGCCCCCCAGGAGAGCCUCGUCAUCUGGGGAGAACGAGCGCUCAGAGCGGGUGGGCAAGGACUCAGGCGAAGCUCAGGGGGAGGGAGAGGUGCGACAGCCCCCUGUAGGGAUAGCAGUGGCCGUUGCCAGGCAGAGAGAGCCCCCGUGCCGCCUGCCAGACGGGCAUCCCACCCACAGCCACCAUAGCAGAGUGAUGCCCAGCAUGAAGGGUAUUGGACACCCAAUGUACCCGCUGGAGCGGGAGAUGGAUGAAGAGAGGAAAAGAGUUUGUGAGGAACAGCUUGGACUGUCUCCAUUUGACAGAGAGAGAGAACUCCUCCUCAGGGAAAACAAAGACAGAGUUGAGUUUGCCAGAAUCCACCCCUCCAGUAGUUGCCAUGGAGAUUUGACCUCACACCUUAUUGUGCCAGGCGGUAGCCAAUUAGGCACUGAGCCAUCUGCUCACGCCCACCCCACCCAUCAUCACUGGAUGCCUCGGACAGGAAGUCCCUCCCUUUGGAUGGGACACUCUUAUGGUCUCAGUCAUGCAGCAUUGCACCAGAACUUGACCCCAGGCUUCUCUACAACCAUGCCAAGCCCCUUGCAGCCAGUCUUGCCCCUGCCUCAGGACCCCUCCGCCGCCCUGGUGGUAUUGCCUACAGAGCCAGUGGCCCACCCUGCCACCCAUCACCUUGAUGUAAUGGAGCAGCAGGGACUGUGGCCCCCUGUUUACGGAGCCCGAGGGCCCACCUCACACAUGCAGCAUCCCGCAGUCUAUUCCCGCUCCCAGUUUCUACGGCAACAGGAACUCUACGCGCUGCAGCAACAUCAGCACCAGCAGCACCGUGCAGCACAGGCUAUGGAGUUGGCGCACAGACACAGUCACUCACAGAGGAAACCUGAAGAUCCCCCGAUCGAUCUGGUUGAGGGACCAUCUGAACCCCACGCACCCAAACACACCAAGCCUUUUUCCGUUGGACCUUCCCCUAAACCUCCACCCUCCUCCUCAUCCCCUGGGGGCUGUGCUUCUCGUCUUUCACCCUGCUGUCGCUCACCAGCCCCACGGUCCCACCUCAAGAGUACGCCCUGCACACCCUGCCCUGAACCCAGCCCGGCCGUGGCUGCCCCUCGCUCCCCAGCGCUCAGCCCCCAUUCCACCCCCCACCACCUGCCAAAACCUGCUGAGUCCCAGGACAAGAGGGGUGAGGGCCAGCCACCACAGGACUACCCUCAAUCACUGGAGCCUGAUCUCCCUCCUGGCUACACUUACCCUGCCAUUGCCAUGGGUUACAAGGGUGGACCCUCCCCUCAAGAAGUCCAAUUGGCUGAGCAUGCAGACUUGGAGGCGGAGCAAGCAGAACCUGCUGAACCUGCACCCCGGCCACACCCACUUUCACCCAAAGGGGAGGAGCCUGUGUGCCACACUGGAGUCGGCUCUCCCAUUAGAAUAUCCAAGGAAAUAGAGGAUGUAGAGGAGGAGGGUGGAGUGAUAGAAGAAGAUGGACAGGUGGAUGAAGGGCAGGUGGAUGCCACUCUUUCCCAAACUUCUCUUUGCCCCACCUCUGACACCUCUGUCGCAGAGCCGUUUUCAGACAAAGCAACCGCGAUACCCAACAGCCAAACAUGUGGAAUAGUUAGCCCAGCACCAGCUGAAGAAAACAAUGAGCGGGAUAUGGACCUACAAGUUCCCAUGAUAGCUCCCUUGACCACCACACAGAAUUUACAGUCUGUGGAGCCUACCAAACAUGACCUAGACAGGACUGUUGAGGAUGGGUGCACACCUCCCACUAACUCAUCCACUCCACCUUUGUCCCCCUGCCCUGUGCCCUCUGAUCUGGGGAAUCAGUACCCUGGGAGCUGCAUAUGGAGUUUGGAGCUGCUCAUCGCAGCAGCACUAUGUGCUACACGAGAUGCACGCAUGGCAAUGUCUGUACCAGUGUCGGGGAAUGCAGUGGCACCUAAUUAUGGCAUAGAAUUACUGAGUGAACUGGCAGAGUUGGAACAAUCCCAACAGCAGAGGAACAACACAGGAGAGAACGAUGACGACAUGUUGACCUUUGAUCUCCAAAGUUUGGCAACCUUAGCUGCCGCCCGGGCCUUGGAGCUGGCUCCGCCUAUACCAGCAGACUCAACCCCACCUCUUCGCAGAAUACUCAAUCUGCGCAAGAAAUGCAAGUGGACGCCUCGCUCUGAACCGGUGUGUCCUGUUAAGGCUACCAUGGAAACGCUGGACCAGGAGGAGCUAGCGAUGCGUGUGCGGCUGGCAGAACUGCAGCGGCGCUACAAGGAAAAACAGAGGGAGCUGGCCAAGCUACAGAGAAAACAUGACCACCAGAAAGAAGAGACCGCACGCAGUCCAGCUCGUCGAGGACCUGGAAGGCCACGCAAGCGCAAGUCCACAUCGGCACCCCCUAUACCCACCGAUGCCCCUAAAAAAGUCAAGUCGGCUGGAGCGGGGGCGGGGCCAGGCUUGAUGACAGCUGAGGACUUGGCUGGAGGCGGAGACAGGAAGAGGAAAAAGAAGAGGAUGACCGGUGGUCCGUACCACCAUCUCACAAGCACUCAGAUGAAGGCUCACUGUAGGCCCAGAGGAAGGCCGAGACUCCUAAGCACGAAGUUUAAGCAGAAAGCUUGCUCACAGCUGAAGCAGAAAGCCAAAGCCAAGCGUGGAUCCAGAUUGGUGAACUUGCUGUGUCACAGAGAGAGCAAAACACAGAGCACUGUUCCCGAACAUCAGUCUGCAAAAGAAGAACACGCACAUAAUAACAAAACGGGAGAGCAAGGUGACACAGCAGGCAGUGGGACUGCAGUCCAGCAGGAUUCAGAUGGGAAGCGGAGCGUGAUGAAAAGAGGCGCGAGGUCAAAGGCCAUCCUGAGCUCUACACCCUUACCAACCCGAACUCAGCAGCUGCUAUGCAAUACAGCUAUGACCGAUAGCAAGCUUGAAGCUACAGAGAAGGGCAUCAGCGACACAGAGGAGGAAGAUGACGGCAUCUACGACAGCGAGGAAGGGGCAGAGGGCAUCAAGAAUCUAUCAUCUAAAGAGCAGCUGUCUGGAGCCGGCCGUCCUUCACAGUGCUCCAUCGUGAAGCUUGAGGCUAAUCAGAAAGCCAAGAACAAAACUGAAAGACAAGGAUUCGGGUCUAUGAAUGUGUCCGUCACUAAAGAAGAGAUGAAGAGAAGGAAGGCCCCCUGUAGGCCAGCCCAGGUCUGUGCUGACCAUAACCACUCAGAACUAGAUGAGGACAGGAGAUUGACUGGCCCGAAGUGGAGAGAGGGCUCAAGGGAGAACACCUUUGACCACACUAGGGUUCUCAAAACCUCACCUACUCCACGAGAAAGGACCACCAGGAAGAGCGCAGUGCUUCUCGGCAAGAGGAAGAGCUGUUGGUUGCAAGCGCUGUCGUCGCAGUAUGAUGACAUAUCUUGGAGUAGGCGAAUCAGAAACAAACAGCAGGCAAAGGGACGAGCAGUCAGUCGUUUGCUGGAGAGCUUUGCUGCCGAUGAAGGUUUCCAGAUAGACGAUGACAGCAGCUUCUCAGAGGGAGAGGAAGAAGAGGAGGAGGAAGAGGAGGAACCAGAGCUGAUGGGCAGUGCUUUGCCAGCCCUGCCCAACUGCAUUCUCACCAAAGAAAUCCUGAGGGAUGGGCUGAAAGUAUUGAUCUCGAAAGAGGACGAGUUACUGUAUGCUGCUUAUGUACAUACAUUGGACCUGCCUGAUAUCUAUAGUGUUGUUGUUGAGGGUGAACGUGGAAACAGGCCGAGGAUCUACUCUCUGGAGCAGCUGCUUCAGGAAGCGGUUUUAGAUGUGCAGCCAGAGACGGUGGAAACUCUGAUGGCUGGAACAAGAGUAUGUGCUUACUGGAGUGAACGCUCACGCUGUCUGUAUCCUGGAUAUGUCCGUAGAGGAGGUCCAGGUGAGGAACAGAAGGAGGGAAGUGUCAUGGUGGAGUUUGACGAUGGAGACCGGGGAUGGAUUUCCCUUUCAAGUAUUAGGUGUCUUCCGCCAGGCUACCAAGUCCACUGUGCAGAGCCAUCACCAGCCCACCUGAUCUCACCUAGCUGCCGCAGGAGGAAGACCUCCACCCAAGAGAAGAUAACUCAGCAGGCUGAUGCAUCCAACGAACGUUCCUCUAACACAGAGCCAAGGAAGAGUGCCGUUAAAGCCAAGCCAGGAAGGCCAAAAUCUGUCAAUGCAUCAUCAAAGAGCGGUGCAUCUGAGAAUGUGACCGAAACUGCUUCCCCUCUUCUCAGCUGGCCAGUUGCCACCAUGUCCAGGAGGAAACCCUCCAUGGAUUUGUUCCAGUUUAAUGGGUUAACAAAGAAAGCUCUUAAGGGAAAGGAGUCAGACAUGUUCCCCCUACUUAGCUCCACUAUGACCACUCCAGCCAAAGGCAUCUUCAGCACUUCCUUUGAGGUGGACUCUUUCAGCAGCAUUGCAAAUGGUUGCACUUCCUUUGGAAAUCAACAGUUGGCACCAGGCCUGCCUCCUAGUCACAAGGUUGUCCCUGGGUCACGGUGUAGAAAGAUAGGAGACAGGAAGGAAUUUCUGGUCAAACUGGACCAUGAAGGGGUAACAUCCCCUAAGACUAAAAAUGGAAAAGCAUUGUUGCUUCUUGGGAACCCAGAGCUACAAAGAAGUGGACGAAUGGAAAAGGGCUUUGGAGCCAAAGGUAUUGGAGAGCUGACCUCAACAAUGGGCUAUUCCCAGUCUGUUCUUCUUGUCAAAGAUGCCAAAAGGAACAGUUGCCAUCUUCUCAAAGGUUCCUCUGACAUGCGAAAGCACCCUCAGGGUCUCGGGCUUAGUGAAUAUACAGAUUAUGGGCCAAAUUGCCACAGCGACUGCCUAAGCUCUUAUUCAGACAUGGAUGAAGAUGAAGAUGAGGAGGAAGAUGCCAGAAGGGCGGCAAUGCGCACCACUGGACGUUUUUUGUCUCGUCUUUCUGUUUCAUCGUCAUCCUCAGGAUCCUCCAGUGCAUCUAGCUCAGGCUCAUUGUCCAGUUCCAGCGUCUGCUCGUCUGACAAUGAUUCGUCCUACAGUUCAGAUGAAGAAGAGGCAUCUCGGCUUCUGCUCCAGGGUUGCCUUUCUUCUCAUCACACAUUGCUCCAACAACAGCAGCAUUCAGACCCUCCCACCGCCCCACCACGACACACUUUUGGAGCCAAAACUAUGAGUAUCUCUAAUUCAAAGGCUGCAGUAAAUAGUAGUACAGGAAAACCUCCAAAGAGAAAGGAGAUUGCCAACUCUUCUUCUGUAGUACAGUCCAAAUCUUCCAAAGACUUCCCUAAAAAGCAGAAGAUGCAGUCUUCAGAAGGUCCCCCCAACUCAUCCGCAUUCAUGCCAGGGCGACAGCUGUGGAGGUGGUCUGGGAACCCUACUCAGAGACGGGGUUUGAAAGGAAAAGCCAGAAAGCUCUUCUACAAGGCAAUCGUUCGUGGUAAAGACACAGUUCGAGUUGGUGAUUGUGCAGUUUUCCUCUCGGCUGGUCGACCCCAUCUGCCCUUCAUCGGUCGCAUUGAAAGUCUUUGGGAAUCAUGGUCUAGCAACAUGGUAGUCAAAGUAAAGUGGUUCUACCACCCUGAGGAGACCAAGCUUGGAAAAAGGCACCGGGAUGGGAAGCAUGCCCUGUACCAAAGUUCCCAUGAGGAUGAAAAUGACGUCCAAACCAUCUCCCAUAAGUGCCAGGUGGUCAGCCGAGCUGAAUAUGAGCGUCUGAGUCGAAUUAGGAAACCAAACAGCAAUGGUCAAGAUCUAUACUACCUGGCAGGAACUUAUGACCCCACCAGUGGUCAGCUGGUGACAGCCGAAGGAGAGUCGAUUAUCUGCUAACAUUUGGAAAUGGAUGAUGCACUACUGAAAAUGGUAAAUAAAAGGCCACUUCCGUCUCUACUCUUGAAGUAACAGUACAUUAUCGAAUGGAUUGUGGGGAAGCCAACUCAUGGUGAUCACUUAUGAAGGCUCCACAGACAUGGAAUCAUUUUUUUUUCCAAUCACGGAAAAAGGCACUGGACUUGUUCAGAGUAGGGUAUUUAGACUGACGUUCUGAGAACUGACUUGGGUCAGAGAAGAAAAACACUGACUGCAUUUUUUGCGGGAAGUUCUUUUGGAAAGAUAUUCGCUGGUUAAACACACCAGGACUUUAAGAUAUCCCAGCAGGACCAAAUACACUGUUACUUUCAGCUGUGGUAUGAUCUGUUCAUUUGUGCAUUUGACUGAGGGGAGAUGCGAAUGAGAGGGUCUUUCUUUUUUUUGCUGUAUGCAGAUAUGCGAACAACCAUGAGUGUAUGUAGAGAUCAGCCACAAACAAACAAAGAGGAAUAGCCGUUAACCUGGAGAUUAGAGGCUACAUUGAAUGACGCUCUCUCACAUGUACAGUCUAAUGACCUCUUUUGACAAUACCAGGGAUUUUUUAUUGUUUGUUUUUUUUUUUGGGAGGGGGAGGGGCGCUAAUGAUUAUGUCGGUAUAUUGUUAAGCUGUUUUAAGAGCAAACAUAAAAAACAAACACAGACAAAAAACACAAAGGAACGAUUUUUUCCAGUCAAGCCAUAUACUUCUGUACCUCUUGUUUAUCUUCUCAUUCAGGUGUAUAGUUGUACAAUUGAUUUAUUUGAUGUGUGUAAAUAUAUAAAUAUAUAAAUAUAUAUUAAAAACUGUAAAUAUAAUAUAAAUGAAGAGAGAACUCUAUUCCUCUUUGUUGCUCUUGAUUGUGUUAUUUUUUUAAACUGAAUUAAGUGUUGGAUCGGGAGGUUUGCUUCGGGGACAGGCAUGAUUUUGGAGACUUUGGUUACUGAAUACCCUCAUCACUGCUGUAUAGGAGGGUAUAGCGAGAAGUUCUGUAGAACCGACACAAUGCAGCCCAGUCAGAGGAAACAGGCUGUCUGUGUGUACACUUCAUUAUUAUCUUUCGUCUUUCUGAUUUUAGCGUUGAAAGAAGUGUUUGUUUGUUUGUUUGUUUGCAUUUCAUUGUUUUUGUGUGAACUGGCAAGAGCAAAAAAGCGCUUAAUGCUUCGUAGGUAAAGAGUUCCAUAUAGCAAAUAUGGAGGUGGUUUAAACAUUUAAAUACUAACUAAAGGAAUCUGGCCUCCAAAAUGACGAACCAAAGGAAUGACUCCACUUCCAUCUGCAAUAAAUACAUAUAUAUAUAUAUAUAGACUGAAUCGUGAACAAGGGGCGCUUGCAAUGUUUAGCCUGAUGUACUUUAGAUAGCUUUCAUGUUUGAAAACAAUGCUCAAAUGUUCUCAGAAUGUUUGUCGGCCAAGGAUUAUACGGUAAUGCAAAGCGUGAACAGACGCUUCCAGCACUUGAAGCCUCCUGCUGUCCUGUGUCACGUGAUCAUGAAGGACAAUCAUAACCUGUAAAUGAGGGCAGUUUAAACAAAACUUAAACAGAUCUAAUCUAAAAUGUUGCCUCUUUGUCACUUUUUCUUCCUGCUUUGCCAAAAAAAAUGUGUUCUUUUUGUUUUGUUCUGUUUUCCAUUGUCAACGUUGUACUCUUAUUUGUUCAAUAUGCAAGCCUGUACAGAUUGUUCCGUGUUGGAAUUGUGAAAAAGGACAGAAAUGCCUUUCAAUCCUAAAGGAUGACUUACUUUUUUAAUGACAUUGUUGCUGUUACACUGCAGAAGCUAAAGCUUUAACAAAUCUGAUGUGAAAAUAAAUGUAAUGUCACUUUCUGGGUCUAUAAAAAAAAACAAAACGAAAAAAAAAAAGACAAAGAAAAAUUGUAUUUUUGUAAACAAACACUGGAUUCAACGCUUGAUAUGGUGGCACUGGCACCACCAGUGUGCCAGGAAGUUGGCCAAGCCUCAAAGGAAAUAGAAUCAUUGUGUAACCUGAAUUUGAGACCCACUUGGAACUGAUUUUUACGGUGGAUGUUCUUUUCGACCUCGUGGGGAAUAUAACUCUAAGAUAUUUCCACUGUUAAAACAUGUUAUUUAUCUUAAUUUUAUUGCAUUCGUGUUGCAUUUAAUAAAAAAAAAAAUCUAAAUCACAA
Danio rerio (zebrafish) is the source of this 10806-nucleotide messenger RNA. The record is from RefSeq and is a predicted model, not a curated record. NCBI's taxonomy places the organism in Eukaryota, Metazoa, Chordata, Actinopteri, Cypriniformes, Danionidae.